Messenger RNA from Neomonachus schauinslandi (Hawaiian monk seal), 939 nucleotides. RefSeq names its product retinol dehydrogenase 8 (gene RDH8). Lineage: Eukaryota; Metazoa; Chordata; Mammalia; Carnivora; Phocidae. The record is from RefSeq and is a predicted model, not a curated record. Gene Ontology annotation, biological process: estrogen biosynthetic process. The transcript is spliced from 6 exons. Gene Ontology annotation, molecular function: estradiol 17-beta-dehydrogenase [NAD(P)+] activity. The coding region runs from base 1 to 939 and encodes 312 amino acids. Gene Ontology annotation, cellular component: cytoplasm.
AUGGCCGACGCACCCCGGACUGUACUGAUCUCAGGCUGCUCCUCGGGAAUUGGCCUGGAGCUCGCAGUGCAGCUGGCUCAUGACCACAGGCAGCGCUACCAAGUGGUGGCCACCAUGAGGGACCUGGGAAAGAAGGGGACACUGGAGGAAGCUGCUGGGGAUGCUCUGGGGCAGACCCUCACCGUGGCCCAGCUGGACGUGUGCAGUGACGAGUCAGUGGCCCAGUGUCUCAGCUGCAUCCAGGGAGGGGAAGUGGAUGUGCUGGUGAAUAAUGCUGGAGUGGGCCUGGUGGGGCCCCUGGAGGGGCUCAGCCUAGCUGCCAUGCAGAACGUCUUUGAUACCAACUUUUUCGGGGCUGUCCGUCUGGUCAGAGCUGUCCUUCCUGGCAUGAAGAGAAGGCGAAAGGGCCACAUUGUGGUGGUCAGCAGUGUCAUGGGGCUGCAGGGUGUCCUGUUCAAUGAAGCCUACGCAGCCUCCAAGUUCGCCCUGGAGGGAUUCUUCGAAAGUCUGGCUAUCCAGCUGCUGCAGUUCAACAUCUUCAUCACCCUGGUGGAACCUGGCCCGGUGGUCACUGACUUUGAGGGGAAGCUCCUGGAGCAGGUUUCCACAGCCGAGUUCCCAGACACUGACCCUGACACCCUGCGCUACUUCUGGGAUUUCUACCUCCCCGCCUCCAGGGAGCUCUUUCACUCUGUAGGACAGAGCCCACAGGAUGUGGCCCAGGUCAUUGUCAAGGUCAUCGGCUCAACCAGACCACCCCUGCGCCGACAGACCAAUGCCCGCUACACCCCGCUGGUUGCACUCAAGGCUGUGGACCCCUCAGGCAGCCUGUACGUACGCACAACCCACUGCCUACUCUUCCGCUGGACACGCCUUCUCAACCUUGGCCUUCGAUGUCUGGCCUGCGGUUGCCUCCGAUUCCGAAUACGGCCCCGGUGA